This is a messenger RNA of Frankliniella occidentalis (western flower thrips), 1054 nucleotides long. RefSeq names its product tRNA (adenine(58)-N(1))-methyltransferase catalytic subunit TRMT61A. The transcript is spliced from 5 exons. Gene Ontology annotation, biological process: tRNA methylation. Bases 1 to 948 code for a protein of 315 amino acids. Gene Ontology annotation, cellular component: nucleus; tRNA (m1A) methyltransferase complex. The record is from RefSeq and is a predicted model, not a curated record. NCBI's taxonomy places the organism in Eukaryota, Metazoa, Arthropoda, Insecta, Thysanoptera, Thripidae.
AUGAGCGUCGAGCAGUCCCGCGUCAUGCCCACACCCACACCUGGCGAAAAUAAAUUCAAGCUAAAGAAGAGCUGGUGGAACUGGGUGGCGAAGGAGGUGAAGAGGCAUCCCAGGGCCGUCACCAGCCCGCCCAUCACCGCCGUCACCCUGGUGGACUUGCGCCGGCAGAACGCGAUGGUCACCGGCGACACCAGCAGCGCCACGGCCGUAGAGAGCGCGCCCAACCAGCCUGCAAGCAGAACGAAGGGCCGCGCGGGCCGCGCCAUAUCCGCUGAAGUUUCUAUCUACCACAUUUUAAGUACGCUUAUUACUUGUCUUACUAUUGUUGGCUCAAUUCUUGUAGGAACUGGAAGUGGCUCCCUCUCUCAUGCUCUUAUUAGAGCCAUCAAACCAAAUGGACAUUUAUACACGUUUGAUUUUCAUGAGCAGAGAGCUGAUGUGGCCCGAAAUGAAUUUGAAUCACAUGGAAUUGGUGAUUUUGUUACUGUGGCCCACCAAGAUGUUUGCCAAAAUGGGUUUGGAUCAGAUGUUGCUGGGAAAGCUGAUGCUGUGUUUCUUGACCUUCCUCACCCAUGGGAAGCUGUGCCUCAUGCAGUUAUUGCAAUGAAAGAUGCAGGAGGGCGGUUGUGCUCAUUUUCACCCUGUGUUGAGCAAGUGCAGAAAACUUGCGAACAGUUGCGAAUUCUUGGUUUCAUUGAAAUAACAACCAUGGAGGUCCUAAUUAAAGAAUACCAAAUUACUUCAAGACCUGUAUCUGUGAUAGACUUGGAAAAUAUUAAGCCUGAAGAUUCUGGUCCUAAUACUAAAUGGAAAGAUCCUGUGAAGAUAGUCUCGUGUCAAGCUCCACCAACACUUGCUGGUCACACAGGAUAUCUUACAGUGGCAACCCUCCCUCCAAAGGGAGCUCGGGUUCCUCACUCUGUGAACAGAUCUGAUCAGCAAGACUAAUGUUGAAUAAUCUCUACAUUCAACCAUAAGGUGUGUGUGCUAACUUGAAAGAGUGCAGCAUAAAAUUUGUGAAAAUGAAUUAUACUCAAUUGCUUACCUAAUCAAA